This is a messenger RNA of Glarea lozoyensis ATCC 20868, 408 nucleotides long. RefSeq lists its product as uncharacterized. The record is from RefSeq and is a predicted model, not a curated record. Bases 1 to 408 code for a protein of 135 amino acids. NCBI's taxonomy places the organism in Eukaryota, Fungi, Ascomycota, Leotiomycetes, Helotiales, Helotiaceae. The transcript has 2 exons.
AUGGCGCGACUCACCCAACUAUUCUUCCUCCUCGCCCUCAUCCUCACAGUCCUCGCGAGCUCACCCCCCUCAUUCUGCAAAUGCACCUGCUUCACCAACAGCACCAUCAUCCCGCUCUCCUCUUCCAACUCCCAGUCCUCACAUACCGAACCACGCAGCCAAUCCACCUCCUGCUCGGCCUGCAAGAAAUCCUUCUGUCUCGAGCAACGCCUACCCAUCUGCAAAGACGCCGAGGAGAAAGAUGUGUUUACCAUGUGCUUUCAGCGUGAUAGUAGGAAGGAUCAGAUUGUGGUGUUAAGUUUCAUUGCAGGGACCGUGGGGUUGCUAGGGUGGGCGGCUGUGAGGAAGGUGCUGGAACGGAGGAAAAGAGGAGGCGAGGGGGAAGGAUAUACGGCUGUUGGGAGGUAG